CUCCCUCGUCGCCCUGGACGACCUCCGGCGGAGUUGCGACCUCGCGCUCUGGAGGCAGACAUUUUCGUUCGCGACUGGAGGGAAGCUUCGCCUGCAUGCGAGGAGCUCCGUCGCUCUCUCGUGUGGGACGUCGUUCUCGCUGGCAGGUUGGCGAGUUUUUGCGGGUUUAAGCCGGUCAAACGCGAAGGUUUCUGUCGUUUCGGAGAGGAGAGGACGGCAAGCGUACGUGCGUUGCGUUCCUCUGUCUCUGGAGUUCCCUCGUGACGACAGAGUCCGUUGAGUGAAGAAAAAAAAACUGACGAAGGCGUCUCCUGCGAGUGCCCAAGAGGAAUCUGCACCUCUUCCAGGUCUUGGUGUUCUUCGUUUCUAUGUUUCUCUCCCCUUUCCGACCAAGUCCUCCUCAGUGAAUCACGGCCGCGGAGGCAGCUGGAUGUCUGUCGCGAACCCUCAGCUUCUGUCUUGCCUCUCUCGAGUGCUCCAACGGGUCUUUGGACGAACCGGAUGUCUCAUCUGUGUCCUGCUCCUCUUCUGCGGCCCCAACGACUGGUUAACGAGACUCGGUGAAUAAGAGACAUCCUUGUCCUGCACCUCCUCGUCUUCCUCUGGCCUGUCAUCUUCGGCUUUUUUCAGUCUCCAUUCCUCUCCUCCUCGCCGUCCCCCUUCUCCGAGUUUCAUCGUCAAGGUCCUGGUUCUUUUUGUCCAUCACGCCGGCUCGCCUUCUUUCCCUCUCGCUCUCUUGUCUGUCUUCUUCGCCUCGCGUUGUCUUCUCCGGGGCCUCUCUGUGCGGCGGCGUUUCUUUGCCCGUAGCCUCCGCGUUUCUUCUGUUGCGUUUUUGCUCGCUGCUGCUCGUCUUCUGUCGAACCCAUGGCUUCUCGCGGGGGGACCCUCUGGCACCUGAAAGAGGUAGUCAUUCAGUACAGCGCAUCUGGAAACUCGAGUCAGGGUCUGCGUUUCUUCUUCCGACAUCUGCUCCAUCGCUGGAAGCAACGGAAUCCGCAAGUUCAGGUACACACAGUCGAGAAUAAAUACGAGGCGCCGAAAGCAACUUUCAAGUACCUCGGAGAACGAACUGACAGCCGGUGCGAGACGCCGUUGAAGGAUUUGUCGCCUGGACAGAUCGAGCAAAUACUCGAUCUUCACCGAAACAGCAAAGGAGACAACCGCUUUCUCAAGCACGGCGGACCCCGGACAUGGACAGAAAGAAGAAGCAUUCAGGGUUUGUGGCGACCGAGUUUGCCAUCGCAGCUCAUUGCGCUCAAGUGGUUUCGGCGGAAGCGCCCGCCGAUGCGUCUUCCGAAAUACUCUCCUCUUUCGCUGUCUCUGUCCAUCCAAGCGAUUCGCGGACAUGGGCGCUGGGGCUCGGAGCGCGAAUUUCCUCGAGGCUGGGACCAGCUGCAUUUGAAGGACAUUCUGGGCAGUCCGCUGAGGUCGGAGGAACCGGCUGAGAAAGAAGGUGGCGAGGCACGGGAGGCGUAGACUGAGAACUGCAUGCGAGAGACGCCGCGAAGAUUGGAAAAUAUAGCGGAAACAGAAGAACCAACAAACACACGCGGAUCGAGAGGCGUGAAGGACUGAGGGGGGCAUGCGCCGCAGGGAAAGCGACAGGAACAGAGGGCCUCGGGAGUGUCGCGUUUUGCGAGUCGGGUUCAGAGCGAGAUUGAAUGGGAGUGCGCGAGUGUACAGAGAGGACAAUGGACAGAGCGAGGCGAAGCGCGCGACAAGAGAUAGAGCUCUGUGCCGUACAGAAGCAAGGAACAUCAGGGAGGGCAGGUGUAGUCCACUUGACAGUGACAGUUCAGAUCAGCGACGAAACACAGGGAGAACGCUCAAGAGACUUCACAAAAGAGGAACGAGUGAGUGGCAUACACCGCCAUGCUGAGAAAUGUGUCAUUCAGAAGAAACAAAUGGUGCGAGUACUUCCUGAAAAAGAAACAAGAGCCGCGCGUCAUAGGCUGAAGAAGCGGCGAGGAGAACUCCGAAACGCGAGAAGUUGUUUUUUUUCCAAGGCCGCGUGAGCCACAGUUUCCAGGGAAAGGCAGAAUCAGCAAUUUAUCCGUUCAGAUCUCCACACACGUAUAUAUAUAUAUAUAUAUAUAUAUAUAUAUAUAUAUAUAUAUAUAUAUAUGUAUACGUGUGUAGAUUGUGUAUAUGUGUCUAUGAAGGUGCAUUAGGUAUAUUGUGUUGAAUCGACCUGCUUCAAUGAAAAUGUGUUUUCCGCGUCUCAGAGGCGUGAGGCGAGGUGGCUAGAUUUCGUUCUUCCGCCGAGACAGAAGAGGAGGUUCGUGGUAGUCACAAGAAGGAACCGUGUGGCGAGAGCGGUCCGUUUUCAACGCUUGGUCCAGCCCGAGAAGGCAUGGCUCGUUGAGAGAGACGCCAAAGGCAGUGAGGAAGGGAGAUGCCCCCCCGAGAGAGCAGAGAGCAGCUCGAGAAACAGUGUUGAGGAAA
Toxoplasma gondii ME49 is the source of this 2445-nucleotide messenger RNA. Its product is annotated as ribosomal protein l22/l43, putative. Gene Ontology annotation, biological process: mitochondrial translation. The transcript has 3 exons. NCBI's taxonomy places the organism in Eukaryota, Apicomplexa, Conoidasida, Eucoccidiorida, Sarcocystidae. Bases 865 to 1476 code for a protein of 203 amino acids. Gene Ontology annotation, molecular function: structural constituent of ribosome. The record is from RefSeq and is a predicted model, not a curated record. Gene Ontology annotation, cellular component: mitochondrial large ribosomal subunit.